This is a messenger RNA of Dracunculus medinensis (Guinea worm), 1119 nucleotides long. Lineage: Eukaryota; Metazoa; Nematoda; Chromadorea; Rhabditida; Dracunculidae. The record is from the annotation of a GenBank genome assembly.
AUGAAACAAAAUAAAUCACGAGAGCAAACUGAUGACACAAGCGCUCUCGAACUAGAGAUAUUAGCUGCAUCACUACUAUGGUUUAUGAUUUUAGAAUAUUAUCCAAUGUACUGGACAGUUAAUAUACAGGGAGGCCCAAAACGUGUUAAUCAUGCUGCUGUUGCCUUAAACGGUGCCAUAUAUUCUUUUGGUGGUUAUUGUGCUGGUGAAACACAACGUGUACGACCAAUCGAUGUUUAUGUUCUUAAUCCAAGUAUUAUUAUUCUAAAUUUUUGUGGAUUUUUUUUUUUUUUUUCAGAAACUUAUCGAUGGAAAAAAAUAAAACCAAAUUUCGAGUAUUAUGAAAAAGUAGAAAUUUUCACCGAUAAUAAUAAUGUUGAUGUUGUUCUAACACCAUCAGAUAUACCUAUGCAACGUUAUGGUCAUAGUAUUGUAGCUUAUAAGAAUAAAGCUUAUUUAUGGGGUGGUCGUAAUGAUCAAUUUGGUGAUUUAAAUGUGCUUUACGAAUUUGAUCCAGGAACGCUUCGAUGGAGGAGGAUUAUAUGCGAAGGAAAUCGUCCAUCAGGUCGCGAUGGGCAUAGUGCUGCUGUUUUUGGUGAUAAAAUGUAUAUAUUUGGCGGGUAUGAAGAUUCUUUAGAAAGAUUUACUAGAGAAACGUAUGAAUUCGAUUUUAAUCAUUCACGAUGGCAAAAACUACGAACUACUGGAGACUUGCCAAUUUGGCGAGAUUUCCAUUCAUGUUGUAUAUACGACGAGAAAAUGUAUGUGUUCGGUGGUCGCGGUGAUCUUAGAGGUGAUCUAAAUGGUAAAGAUGAAGUUUAUAGCACAGAAGUAUCACUUCUUGAUUUAAAAUCCCUAAAAUGGUGUCAGCUGGUAGCAAAUGGAGAUAAGCCAUGCGGAAGAAGGAGUCAUACUGCAUGGUUUUAUAAGGAUCGAAUGUAUAUUUUUGGUGGUUAUAAUUCUCAAGUUGAUCAACAUUACAAUGAUUUAUACGAAUUCAAUCCGUCAAAUUUAAAGUGGCGGAAGAUAAUUGCUCAAGGCAUUCCUCCAUCAGCAAGAAGAAGACACUGUAGCGUAUUGCUUGGAAGCCGUGUUUUCUCGUUCGGAGGAACAACGUAA